This is a messenger RNA of Meira miltonrushii, 966 nucleotides long. Its product is annotated as mitochondrial carrier. The coding region runs from base 1 to 966 and encodes 321 amino acids. Gene Ontology annotation, biological process: transport. Gene Ontology annotation, molecular function: transmembrane transporter activity. The record is from RefSeq and is a predicted model, not a curated record. NCBI's taxonomy places the organism in Eukaryota, Fungi, Basidiomycota, Exobasidiomycetes, Exobasidiales, Brachybasidiaceae. The transcript has 2 exons.
AUGGAAGAACCGAAUAUAACGAAUAAGCCGCUUUUGGAACCAUCUCCAUUGGUAGAUUUCAUUGCGGGAACAGUUGGCGGAAUUGCAAGUUUAGCAGCCGGUCAUCCAUUCGAUACUAUCAAAACACGAUUACAAGCACAAUCACAUUCUUCCAUCGUGCCCAUACAACAAAAUGUAGCCAUUUCAGCUUCUUCUGGUACGCCUUUGUUGCAACAAACACUUCCUCGCUAUUCUUCUGCCUUUGAUGCGUUACGCAGAAUCGUUGCAGAAGAGCGAUUCGUUGGCUUAUACAAAGGGAUAACAUCGCCUAUGCUAGGUGUGGCAGCAAUGAAUGCAUCAGUCUUUGGUGUAUAUGGAUUAGCACUUCGGGUUCUUGGAAAUGACGAUCAAGCAAAAUUGACAAAUAUCUUCUUGGCAGGUUGUGCAAGUGGUGUCGUUUCCGCAUUAAUAACAAGUCCGAUCGAAUUGAUAAAAAUACGACAGCAGCUUAGUUAUAACUCAACAAAUCAAAGACAACCUUCAACUUUGCAAGUCAUUCGAGAUAUUUGGCGAAAGAGAGGUGUUAGAGGAUUAUAUAGAGGUUUGGGUACAACAUCAAUUCGAGAUUUAGGAUAUGGACCUUACUUUUUAUCGUAUGAAGUGUUUAAUCGAACAUUCGCUUCUUUUCAUCAUGAAGGAAUAGAUCAAUUGAGCAAUGCUGAAAUGGCAAUCUCAGGAGGUUUGGCAGGCGUUGUUGGCUGGCUGUCAACGUUUGCGAUCGAUGUGAUCAAAACAAGAGUUCAGGCAACGGAUACGAGAUCGGGCAAUGCAUUCAUGUUUGCCGCUCGUCAAACGUAUGCUGAAGGCGGAUUAAACGCAUUCUUUGCCGGCGUUGGUCCAACAGUUUUGAGAGCUAUCCCUGCGAAUGCCGUUCUCUUUCUUGCAUUCGAAUAUACCAAAAGUUCUUUAAUCAAAUUUGGUCUUUAA